This is a messenger RNA of Meriones unguiculatus (Mongolian gerbil), 7495 nucleotides long. It is a transcript of the gene Nckap5, whose product is annotated as NCK associated protein 5. The record is from RefSeq and is a predicted model, not a curated record. Gene Ontology annotation, cellular component: microtubule plus-end. Gene Ontology annotation, biological process: microtubule bundle formation; microtubule depolymerization. Lineage: Eukaryota; Metazoa; Chordata; Mammalia; Rodentia; Muridae. The coding region runs from base 812 to 6319 and encodes 1835 amino acids. The transcript has 15 exons.
UCACUCAGCUCAUUCUGAAAUGGAAUGAGAGAGAAGGCAGAGGAAGAUGUAUCCAUCUAUUAGCAGUCAAGGGGCAAUUGAAAAGAGCCCCAGUCUUUAUAGAGAGAUAUGCAUAGGGCUGAUGACAGUAGAAGAGGGGGGAAAACCAUCUUAAACUCCAAAUCAGGACAGAAGACACCACAGCCAGCACUAUCUUAUGGCUCUGGGAACUUCCGCUGUAAAAAAUGUCAGACCCAGGAACAGGGCUUCUUAUAUGAGCUGCUGAAGACUAGAUAAAGGGCCAUGUUUAUAAAUACAAAUUACAUUGUGCAAACACUAUGCAAACAAGGCUUCUUGGGAAAGGUCCAAAAGUCAGAUUCCAGAGAUGAAAGUCUUUUCUGGUUUUUGACGAUGCCUUUAAGAUACUCUGAGUUCCUUGUGUGAAGUGGGGUGGGAGCAGGAGUGAGUUGUCUCCAUAGCUUGCUUAUUUAUUGUUGCACAGUAGCACUGUGAACUGUGACAUAAAAUCCAGACGAGGGAGGGAAGCAAUUCCUCUGAUAUUGAGCAGCAAACACUUCCUGGAAUGAGGCUGCAGGAAGCGUGCUUGGUUUAUAAUCCAGCACGGGAACACUCCACACAGAGCCUAGGAGUCAAAUUAAAAGACCCAACUUGCUCUCCAGAAGCCAGUUAAUUGUGCCUGCGGGUUCCACACCAGAAGCAGAAAGGGAAGCCUCUGUUGAAAAUUAAAUUCUUGGCCAAGAGAAUAGUAAGGGAGAAGUUGGCUGUGGCCAGGCUGCAGAGAGAAGUUGCCCAAAGGACAAACCAAGGGGCCAUGCAUGAGAAGCUGAUCCAUGAGUUGGAGGAAGAGCGACACUUGCGGCUACAGAGCGAGGAGCGGCUGCGGGAGGUGACCCUGGAGUCAGAGCGCACCAGGCUCCAGAUGCGCGGCCUGCAGCAGCAGUUUUCCAGAAUGGAGGAAACUGUCCGAAGUCUGCUGCAGAGCCACGGGUCUCCAGAGCAGAAAAGGGAAGAGCCUGCCAAGAUUACGGCCUGCCAGGAAAGAGUAUCUGGAGAAGAGAGGAAACAGCAAGAAGCGCUGGGUGACCUCCAUACGGCGGUAGGUGAAGACUCAGUAAGUGGAGACAGCAGUGCCGAGGAGGGGAAAGAAAACACCAGACUGCUCUUAAAGAGACUGAAGGCUCUGGAGGCAGAGAAUUCAGCCCUGGUACUGGAAAAUGAGAAUCAAAGAGAACAGUAUGAGAGAUGUCUUGAUGAGGUAGCCAACCAAGUCGUGCGAGCUCUACUCACUCAAAAGGAUCUGAGGGAGGAGUGUGUAAAGUUGAAAACAAGAGUGUUUGAUUUGGAACAGCAGAACCGAGCGCUCAGCAUCCUGUUCCAACAGCGAGUCAGGCCAGCAUCUGAUGUGCUCCUCCAGGAACACCUCCAGAAUACAAAAUCAGGAAGUCCAGUCUUGAAACACUCUGGCCCGGGGGUUGUCAUCCCUGAUCAUCUCUGUCCUCGAAACAGCUGCAGCAGCAGCAGCGAGCUAUCACUGUCAAGCACCUGCAGCGAGUACUCCAGUGGCUCCUCCUACACGUGGCAAGACAGGAAGCUCACUGGGAAAAGGCAAUCUUCACAGAACUGGGAUAAAAGACAGAGUAUUGAUUCUUCACUCCCAAGUGGCUUCGCCAGCCCUGCAGAUGAACUACCUCCAACCCGUAUCAAAGAAAGCCACAUUUUGGAAGGGCUGAGGAAGCUACAGAAGAGGAAGGUGUUACUUGAACCACCAUCUGUGAUAACCAAAUGGGGUUAUAAAGAUUGCAUGAACUCAAAUGAAGGGAUCUAUUCUCCAGGAAUUAAAAACAGCAGCCUCAAGGAGUACCCUCCCUGCAAAGCACCUGGCAUCGGGAUCUCUUGCAAGGAUCUCCAUCAAACCUUCAUCUAUGAUACAAAUUCUCACGAGGAUGCACAUGGAGAUUUCCCAUCUGCAGCCUUGCCACUAGCAGCGUCUAGCCAGGGCUGCAGGGUUCAGGGCAGCAAAUUAACCCACAGUGUUUCAGACAGUCUAUUUAGCUGGGAGCCACGUGGAAAAUACUUUUCAGAAGGCACAGCCUCGGUUUAUACCAGGGAAAUGCCUGAAAGGCUAGCUCGUUGUGCUAGCCACUGUCCCUUGGAGAGGAAACUAUGCCCCAGCAUGCACCUUCCCUGGAUACAAAGGGACAGGGACCCACACAGCCAAGGUCAUGGGCACGUGGCUCUGAACCUUCAGCUUUCAGAUACUGAUGACAACGAAGCCCUGAAUGAGCUGCACAUAGAGAGCAGCAAUGAGCGAAGCCCUUCAGACCUGUCAGUGACCGGAGACACAGACAAGUCCAUGGAGAACCUAGAUGUGGGAUUUGGGAAGUCUGACUGUGACUCUCGUGAUGUGGGCAAAGAGGAGUGUCCCUCCCACUUAGAGACAAGGCCAAAGACAUUCAGUUUCAUCAAGCAGCAAAGGGUUGUCAAGAGGACCGCUUCCGAAGAAUGCGUCACAGUCAUAUUUGAUGCAGAAAAUGGAGAGCCUGUUGAAUUCAGCUCUCACCAGACUGGAGUUGUCACUGUGACCAGGGAUGAAAUUUCCAUCAACCCAGACCCUGCUAGGCCCUCAGAGGAACUCACUGAACUUUCACCUCAGGGACUUACUCAUUUGCAGCCGGGAGCUACUGCAGGAGACUAUCCUUUUCUGAAGAAACCUGAAGAGGAGACAGAGAAAAACAUUCCAAAAGAUGAGAACAGUAUUCCCACAGCUCUGAAUGACUCCUUCAGCUCUCGGACUAUAGUAACUCAGAAUUCCCAACGACCAAAACUCGCCAAACCAGCACAAGGUGUAGCCUGGCAGAGUAAUUCUAGACCUAUGGCAAACACGGGUGUCUAUGCAAAGCAAAGUCUGACAAAAAUUCCUUCUAGAGGCAAGUCUUCACCUCAUAAAGCAAAACUGGUGGAGCCUGUGCCUGCCACGCUAGUCUCCUCUGGUGGCCUAGUAACUCUUGAAAAGACGGCAGGGUCUCCUCCGGGAAAACUCCCACAGUGCAUAAAGACAGGCAGCCCUGGCUCUCUCUGUGACACACUGCCAGAAUCACACAUUCCAAAGCACCCUCUCCAGCCUUCUCACAUCCCCAAAAGUUCCAAUAAGAAGAACUGGGUUCAGUGUCCCAAGAGUCAGGGUACCAGCAUCCAGUCACGGCAUCUCAUGGGGAUUGGUGACAGUGGCGAAUCUGCCAUGAGGGCCAAACGCUGUGGCUCUGGACCAGAGACAAGAGUGAGAUCUCCCUCUCCCCCACCCCCUCCAGGGAGAUCAGUCUCUCUCCUGGUCAGACCCAGUUAUGACUAUCUACCACUGCCAUCGCCUGCCAAACCGGAAACUAGGGUCCCUGGUGACACUGUAAUUAUGGGGUUGACAUCUCCACCACUGAAAGGAUGCUCUGCUCCUGUCAUCUCUUCCAGUCCAGCUAUGUCAGAAAUACAGAAGAAGAAACCAUCUAUGGUCUGCAAAAAGCCAGCCUUCCCUCCAGCCCUGUCACCCACCGAAGCAGUGGUACAUAGCCAGUACCCUGAGCACACAGCCUCCAGCACAUUUGCUGUAAUGAUGCCAGGGCCAACAAAAGUCUCUCCAAAGAGAGGCAUCCCCAAACCUCCCCCUCACCAAGCACUUGGAACCACACACGUGGACACUGAGUUACAAGCACCCAAGACUUGUCCUUUAACUUAUGGACUGCUGGAGGUGACAUCCUCUAAAAGCCUAUCUCCAGGGAGAAAAGGACAGUUGAGUGACAGCACUACAAUACCCCACAGGCCUUCCUUCUCAGGGGCAAAUGAGUCCUUGACCCUUCAGGUUAACAGUCCCUCCUCAUCUUCCUCAUCCUGCAGAAACCAGGGCACCUCACAAGGCUCUCAAAACCCUCCCGAGAAAGGACCGAAAACUCGACUCCCAGUAGGACUCAAAGUUCUCAUGAAGUCUCCUCAGUUGCUCAGGAAAACAUCCAUGAUGCCCGGGAAACAAGAAAAGGAUAGUUUAAAUGAAGCUUCUAGAAGUUCCGUGAUGGUGAACAAGACUAAUCCUGAGGACUCCAGAGACCCAGCAAGUCUGGAGACUUCCAGAGAUGAGAGAACAACAGCUUUGCUAGCUCCUCGAGGGCUUCCCAUAGAGUCAACAUUGCCAGAGUCGCCGGAAAGUAGCACCUCCAAAGCUGAUGGGAGAGAUGGGGCAGAGAACAGAUCCAUAAAGAGGUCCUUCUCCUCCAGCAAGCCACACCUAAAGCCAGCUCUAGGCAUGAAUGGAGCCAAAGCUCGGAGCCAGAGCUUCAGCAUCCACUUGGGAGAGAAGACCUCUACACCCCCAACAGAAGGGCCAGGCAAGAUUCGAACUCAGAUCAUUACUAACACAGCUGAAAGAGGCAAUUCCCUCACCAGGCAGAACAUCUCCAUGGAAGGAUCCACAAGCAAGACGCCCUCUGUGUCAACAUCUGACCAUCUGCCGAAUGGUGGAAGGCCACUGGGACACUCCUUUUCUAGGCAGGGCUCCCUCUGUAGCACAGGAAGUUCAAACAGCCAGCACGGAAGCCCAAGCAAGUUACCUUUGAGGAUGCUUACAAGGCCAGAAGGACUCCCGAUUCCUGGAGUAGAAGACCAACAGAUACCUACCACGGAAGAAUGUCCUGGGAUAGAUGUACAUGAGCAAUCUAGCAGUGACCACCAUCGGCAUCCAUCCACCCCACCAGACUGCCCUCAAUCCCUGCUAGUCCCAGGGAGGUUACAGCAUCCAAACAAUUUGGAAACAAAUGGGAUCUCCAAGCUAGAAACUUCUGGAAGGCAUCCAGAUGCUUCUCCAACUGGGACUAGUGUUGCAAGCACAGAAGCCCCCCUCUCACCCUCCAUCGAAGAAAAGGUCAUGUUGUGCAUUCAAGAGAAUGUGGAAAAGGGCCAAGUACAGACAAAGUCUGCCUCUGUGGAAGUGAAGCCCAAGGCAGGGCCUUCAUUCACCAGCUGGUUUGGUUUUCGAAAGAGCAGACUUCCAGCUCUUAGUAGCAGGAGAGCGGAGGCUUCCAAAAGUAAAGUAGAAAAGAAAGAUACAAAACUAAAAUCAGAGAGGAAGAAAGAGAAGAAGAAAGCUGAAGUACAAUCCAAGACAGAAAAUGAUCUGAACAGGGGUCCCAAGGCGGCAGAUGGUCUGAGUCCAAACGAUGGUUUGCAAAGCACAGAUAAUCUGAAAGCAUCACCAGACAUUUAUAACCAAAUGAAGUGGGAGCCAAAAAAUAGACCCAGCCCUGCUGUGUGCUCAACAAAAGAUGCCUUCAUGACAGAACUUCUAAACAGAGUUGAUAAGAGAGCCGCUCUACAGACAGAAAGUGGAUCAAAGGGUGUUUCCUGCAGGAGCGUGUUAGAGGGCGCCUCCCAGGGCUCCUGCUUUGCCAGCGGCUCUGUCAGCACUCAAGGAAGUCAAAAGAAAAACAUCAAAACCAAAGUCGAUAUGGAAAAACCAAGAGAAUGCUUGGGAACAGAGGUCGAUGAAGACGUUCGAGAGGAUGAAGAAGAUAGAGCUGCUGAUUCUGCGCUCCAGAGCCAUGUGAUAGAAUCAAACUGCCAGAUGAGAACACUGGACAGUGGGAUUGGAACCUUCCCCCUCCCAGACUCAGGAAACCGCUCCGUGGGACGAUACCUGUGCCAGCCGGACUCCCCAGAGGACACUGAGCCCCUCGUGCCUCUCCAGCCAGCCCCUUCUGUGGCAUCCUCUGCCAGAGCCCAACCCCUUGACCAUGAAGUGCCUUCCUCCACAGACAGCCAGAGCUCCUCGGAGCCCACCAUCAUCCAUUCCACAUCUGACCCCAACAUGGGGGCCAGAGGGACGAGAGCUCCCCUGAGUGACCUUCCCAAGCCCACCCCCUCAGGAAAAACCAGUUUCCAAAAGCAGAAUGGCGCAGAGUCAAAGACCCAGGCUGGCCCAUCAUUUGAAUAUGCUGAGGACACAGUGGCAAGAGAGCCCCUUUCAGGAUGGAGGAGUGAAGAUGCUACCACCGAGACCCAGGAACUGAAACAAGUUGAAGAAACAAAAGAAGAUCCUGAGAAUAGAUUAUCUGAAAUUUCCCUGGAGUCGUUCAAUAAAUUUAACAGCAAUACUGUGAUUUUAUUAGAAAGAGAGAAGUCUCCGAGAGAGGUUGAAGGACAAAGGGAAGAGAAAGGCAAAAAGACAGAAGCAUCUUCCAGUAGCUCCGAUAGGCCUGGGGUAGACAACGUGGAGUCACUGAGUGACUCUCUGUACGAUAGCUUCUCCUCUUGUGCAAGCAGAGGUUCCAGCGAUGCCUAGAAGAGCGUCCUUCCAUGAGACUUCUGCAUAGAGCACCAGGAAAACCGAUGCUGGAGCUGGGAUGGAGAGAGGACCGACUCCAGAGGCGCUGACAGCAGCCAGCACACCAGAGUUUACUUCUCUGGCGGAUUGAUAAAGAUUGCCUCUACUUACUGUGUUUCAAGGGGAUUAAAAGUAUAAUAUGAUAGAGAAGUCUCAAUGUUUGCACUUUUUUUGAGUAUUUGUAUAAAAGCUGUAAAUUUUGGGGGGAAGAGAAAUUAUAUUUGUAGUGGGAGAACGAUAGCAAUAAAAAGGGUUGGCGCCAUGCUCUUGAAAUGAUGUAUUAAGUUUUAGAAGUUGAUAAUAUAUUUUUUAAAAACUCCAACUAAAGAUUUUGUCAACUUAACCAUCCUGGUCCUCAAGCUAUUUGUGCAUAUACUGUGUCGUUCUGAAUAGGGGGCCUGCAAAAAAAAAAAAAAAAAAAAAAAAAAAAACCAGAGAGGUUGAAGCCAUCUCUAUCUUUCAAGGUCUCCUUUAAUUGAAAUUUGAAUGGUGGUCCAACUUCCCAGUUGUCCCUAGGAAUACUCAAGUUUGUGAUUUCGGCGCUUCUGCUGAAGAAUUAAGCCUGGGCACUGAUAGGGAGGGCCGACUUGUGUGCUAAAGGGAGCAAAUCUUAGCAGACUCCACUCCCAACAUCUUCCAUCUUCUCCAUUGUAUUUCUCUCUACAAUUCCGAGUGUUUGUUAAAUUUUUUAUCUCCCUGUUUUUUUUUUAUUAAAAAUCUGGGUACUCUAUUUGUCAUAUCCACUUUAUAAAAAUAAAUGAAUGGUUGGUGCUAUGAAACUUUCUUACUUUUUAAUAUCCUUUUUUCUAUUAAAGACUGUUUAUAUGUGAGGAUAAAUUCUAUUUUAAAGGUUAUGUGUAUUUUUUUCUAGACUUGAACUAUUUAUAAUUCCUUCUGUACAGCAGCCUGCAGACCAGGCAGGGGAGAGCUAUGUUUAGGAUUUGUGCAGUUACCUUAGCACACUUGUAUCUUUAUAGAGAGUAUUGUAUGACCAGUGUUAUUUUAUUUGUGCAAUUUGUUAUAUUUGGAUUUCGUUAUCUCAAAUCCAAACUGUGUAAAGCAUCUUUGUCUUUCAGACUUUAAAAAUCCCUUUGUUUCAUUUCACUUCGGAAUAAAAGUCCCAUCACAAUGACA